Microthlaspi erraticum is the source of this 915-nucleotide messenger RNA. Lineage: Eukaryota; Viridiplantae; Streptophyta; Magnoliopsida; Brassicales; Brassicaceae. The record is from the annotation of a GenBank genome assembly.
AUGUUCAUGGAAAAGUUCAAGCAAGCAGAUCGCGACGUCGGUGACAUACCGGAUAACGUCCCGCUAGAGGCGCUCCGUAACGGCCUCUGGUACGAUACCAAGUUCAAGGAAGACUUAUCGCUGAGACCUCCCGCGACUUUGGAGGACACAUUCCAUCGAUCCCAGAGCAACAUCUUCUUCGAGGAGGAUAAACGCUUCUAUGCCGAAAAGCACGGCGAUAGAAGGACGCUCCCGUCGAGACCUAAUGAGGACGCAACGCAUUCUGCCGCUUUCAUGGGAGGAACAGCCACUCAACUGAAAACUGUAAGCAUCUCAUCUAUAACCUUAUGUGCAUGUACUAUCUGGGAGAAAUCCCACCGAUGGAAGGUAAUCGAUCUUGGGGGAAAGGUUUCGCUUCGAGACCAACCAAGCCGGGACAACAAGAAAAGCGGCCGCGACCGUUCCAUCCUAAGAAAGACAAAGGGAAACCUGAUGCGCCACCAGAAGAACCGUGACGACCUGCCACCGCCGCCGAAGCGACAAGUCAGCAUGAUCAUGGGAGGCCUCCUAGACAGCAACGACUCCAUAUCGGCGAUCAAGGAAUAUGAGCGGAAGGCCGUCAUUCUGGUCGACACCGGAAGCACGGUAAACCUGAUCUUCAAAGAGACAUUGGACCGCAUGGGAGUCGAAGAGAAUUCCAUCAAGCCCGCGUCUUGCUCUCUCACCUGCUUCACUGCCGAGCACGUCUUCCACUGCGGGAUCUCAAAGAUCGUGAAGUUCAUCGUCAUGGACAAGCCAGGUAUCUACAAUGCAAUCUUCGGCACACCCUGGCUCCAUAACAUGAAGGCUGUCAUCUCCACAUUCCACCAAUGCGUGAAGUUUCCAACACCAUCAGGAAUUUUCACCUUACGCGGAAACGAGAGAGUGACGAGGUAA